Molecule: messenger RNA, 7975 nt
Organism: Seriola aureovittata
Lineage: Eukaryota; Metazoa; Chordata; Actinopteri; Carangiformes; Carangidae
Product: diacylglycerol kinase delta
Exons: 31
Coding region: 524-3859 (1111 amino acids)
Biological process (GO): intracellular signal transduction; lipid phosphorylation; diacylglycerol metabolic process
Molecular function (GO): ATP-dependent diacylglycerol kinase activity
Source: RefSeq, a predicted model, not a curated record
ACGCUAUGCGUAUGACCGCGUCCCUCUCUGCAAGGCGAGCACCACCGGAGAGACCCGCACGCCGCCGCCGCCGCCGCUGCUGCUGCUGACCGCCGGCGAGCAACCAAACGCCGGCUGACGAGCGAACCCAGGCCGGCCAACAGGAGCAGGAACACGCCGACGCUGAUUGACCUCCGCCGGGGGAGAAGAGGGAAGAAAAUUAACCGGCCAAGAGCUGGCCCUGGAUAGAGGGAUUGGAAAAAGAGGACGAGUGUGGCGUCCCAGAGCCUGGCGUCCUGUUUGUCAUCCUCUCCUCUCUUCUUCUGCUUAGCCAAGCAUUCACAUCUCGCCAAACUCCACUCUUCCCUCCCCCUUACUUCUCUUCUUCUUCUUCUUCUUCUCCUCUUUUAUUCAGAACUCCUCCUCCUCUGCAACUGGCAAACUUCUCAUCCUUCUCUACAUCUUCCACACCAGUGUCCUCUCACUUUCUCUCUCUCUCUCUUUUACUGCUCUUCCCUCUCUGCUCCUUCGCCUUUGACUCAUCAUGGCGUCCAAACUGAACCCCAACGUCCUGUACGUGGCGGAGCCGGGCGAGUCGCUGGGCUCGCCCCAAGCAGACUCUGAGAGGACUCAUAUUGCUGGAGAAGCUGGAGAAGAGUCGUCAGACAGCGACGGGGAACAAGAAGAAACGUCACACAAACUGAUCCGCAAAGUGUCGACCUCGGGACAAAUAAGGGCCAAGAAAAGUGUGAAGGAGGGAAUCCUGUUAAAGCAGACCAGCUCCUUCCAGAGAUGGAAGAGGAGGUACUUCAAACUCAGAGGGAGGACCCUCUACUAUGCCAAAGACUGCAAGUCUCUGAUUUUUGACGAAGUGGACCUGUCAGAUGCCAGUGUGGCCGAGACCAGCACCAAGAACAUCAACAACAGCUUCACGGUGAUCACUCCAUUCCGCAAAUUAAUGCUAUGUGCCGAGAGCAGGAAGGAAAUGGAGGACUGGAUCAGCGCUCUCAAAUCCGUCCAAAAAUGGGAAACCUAUGAGGCCAGCCAGUUCAACAUGGAGCAUUUCUCUGGGAUGCACAACUGGUACGCCUGCUCGCACGCCAGACCGACCUUCUGCAACGUCUGCAGAGAGGCUCUGCCAGGCGUCACCUCCCACGGCCUGUCCUGUGAAGUUUGUAAAUUCAAGGCUCAUAAGCGCUGUGCAGUUCGCUCCACCAACAACUGCAAAUGGACCACACUGGCCUCCAUAGGAAAUGACAUCAUCGAGGAUGAGGAAGGGGUGUCCAUGCCCCACCAGUGGCUGGAGGGCAACCUGCCGGUCAGUGCCAAAUGCGUGGUGUGUGACAAGAACUGUGGCAGCGUGCGCCGGCUGCAGGACUGGCGCUGCCUCUGGUGCAAAGCCAUCGUCCACAACAGCUGUAAAGAACAAAUGGGCAAGGUGUGUCCCUUGGGUCAAUGUCGAGUGUCAAUCAUCCCUCCCACUGCACUUAACAGCAUUGACUCAGAUGGCUUUUGGAAAGCCACCUCCGCGUCAUGCUCCAGCCCUCUCCUCGUCUUGGUCAACUCCAAAAGUGGAGACAACCAGGGGGUCAAGUUCCUCCGCAAGUUCAAGCAGCUUCUCAACCCAGCUCAAGUCUUUGACCUGAUGAAUGGAGGACCAGAGCUCGGCCUUCGCCUUUUCCAAAAGUUUGUGACGUUUCGUAUCCUGGUGUGCGGAGGAGAUGGGAGCGUGGGCUGGGUGCUCUCAGAGCUGGAUAAACUCAACCUCCAUAAACAGUGCCAGCUCGGCGUGCUGCCUCUGGGCACAGGUAACGACCUGGCUCGCGUUCUGGGCUGGGGCGGCCUCUGUGACGACGACGCUCAGCUGCUGCAGAUCCUGGAGAAGCUGGAGAGAGCCACCACCAAAAUGUUGGACCGAUGGAGCGUGAUGACAUACGAGGUGCCCACCACCAACAAACACACGCCGAUCGUGAAGGAAGACGACAGCCUCGAUUCUCCUCUGCAGGUCCACAUCACUCAGUAUGCAGACUCCGUGGCCUCCCACCUCGCCAAGAUCCUGGACUCGGACAAACACAGUGAUGUCAUUUCCUCUGCCAAGUUCCUGUGUGGGACGGUGAACGAUUUUGUGGCGGAGGUGGGGAAGGCGUACGAGAGAGCCACGGAGAACAAGGAGGAGGCAGAUGCGAUGGCAAAGAAGUGUGCGUUGCUGAAUGAGAAGCUUGAUUCACUCGUCAAGGCCUUAAGCGAGGAAGCGGAAGCCCAGGUGGUGCCAGCAGGUUCAGUGCCCAGCCAGGAGAGCGGAGGCUCCAGCCCCGGUGAAAGUGGCGGUGAGUCGGGUUCAGAGGGCAAAACAUACCGGUCCAAGGAGCAGCUGAUGCUCAGGGCCAACAGCCUGAAGAAAGCCCUGAGGCAGAUCAUCGAACAGGCUGAGAAAGUGGUGGACGAACAGAACCGACACACGCAGGUCCAGAGGAUGUCGUCCUCGUCCUCCAUCAAAAGAGAAAACAGUGAGGAGCUGAAGGAUGCUGAGCCACGUCCAGGAGGUUUAAGUCCCACCUCGCCCAUCGUCCUGGAGAAACCAGAGAGCCUCAACACCGUCACCUUCAACGAGGACUCUGUACAAUGUUCAGAGAAGUGUGUGAUGAACAAUUACUUUGGCAUCGGCCUGGACGCCAAGAUUUCCCUGGAGUUCAACAACAAGAGAGAUGAACACCCCAAGAAAUGCAGUAGUCGCACCAAAAACAUGAUGUGGUACGGGGUACUGGGAACCAAAGAGCUGGUCCAGAAGACGUACAAGAACCUGGAGCAGAGAGUUCAGCUGGAGUGUGACGGCGUUCCCAUGUCUCUGCCGAGUCUGCAGGGCUUGGCUGUGCUCAACAUCCCCAGUUACGCAGGUGGUAUCAACUUCUGGGGAGGGACCAAGGAGGACAAUAACUUCGGGGCUCCGUCGUUUGAUGAUAAGAAGUUGGAGGUGGUGGCUGUGUUCGGCAGCAUGCAGAUGGCCGUGUCCCGAGUCAUCAACCUGCAGCACCACCGCAUUGCGCAGUGCCGUCAGGUGAAGAUCACCAUCCUGGGGGAGGAGGGGGUUCCCGUGCAGGUGGACGGAGAGGCUUGGAUCCAGCCGCCCGGCAUCGUCAAAAUCAUCCACAAGAACCGGGCACAGAUGCUCACCAGAGACAGGGCCUUUGAGAGCACGCUGAAGUCGUGGGAGGACAAGAGGAAGAUCGACAGCUACCGUGCCACCAGGCCCCGCCUAAACUCCCAGCAGUCCAUGGAGUACCUGACUGAGGAGGAGUGCGCUCAGGUUCAGCAGCUGGGCAUGGUGGCCGACUCCCUCAUCAACAAGAUUCGCGAGGCAGCCAAGACCCACAAGCUGGUGGAGCAGGAGUUGGCUCACGCCGUCAACGCCACCGCCCUGGUGCUCACUGAGGCCAAACUGUCCAGCCCUGAGUGUCUGAGUCGCAGCACAGCAGUGGAAAUUGUCAACAGCAGCAAAGUUCUCCAGGCUGAGACCAAGAUGCUGCUCGAUGGAAAACUACUGAACUUUGGACAUUAUCAAACCAAAACCCUUCCUCCUCCUCCUCCUCCUCCUCCUCAGUCGGAUUCUCCACAGGAAGAGGAGCUGCGGUCGACUCUGAACAGCCUCAGUGCCGAGCUCCACAAGCUGGACGACAUCCACUGGAUUUGUCCGCUCAUGCAGUGCUCUGAAGAGGACUCGGUGAGAGGCAGCAGUAAGAGCAGCAGCAGUAUGAAGCUGAAGAUCAUACCCAAGGUGAAGAAGGAAAGAGAGAAGCUCCACAAGCAGAAGUCCAACAGCUCUCUCUCAGGAACUUGGGAGAUCAAAGGUGGGGCCAGUGAUGCAGAUUGCUCGGGCAAUUGAAGUCAUGCAUGAGGUGCUUUAUUACCACCCCGAUUACCCUGCAAACCAGGGGUGAGGAACACCCCACCUGUUCUCCUCCCCUCUAACCAUGAUGCCCAGUGGCUUGACAGAGAUGUGAGGAAGAAAAGGAAAACCAUCUUCCCAACUUUUAUGCCAUUUCCUCCCUGUUUUACUUCUUUGUUCUCUUUUUUUCGCAAACAGGGAGGAAUUUUUUUUCUUGUUUUUAUCUAGUUUUUUCUGAAGGGGCUUGGCUUUGCAUCGCAUCGCUUUACCAUCGGCGUUGUGCUUUUGGUUCUGUUAACCUGCUUGAGCUAGGAAGUGGGCGUGGCUAGCAGCAAAUCAAACAGAGGACAAGGGAGACGUGGAAGGACGGCGUUCUCCUCGCAAACUUUUUUUUUUUUUUUUUUUGACAAAGAAAUGUGUUUACGUGGUGCUCUCCUUGCAUGUCGAGUGCGGCCAUCUUAUUUUAUAUCUAUUAUUAUAAGUUACGGUUGUUUAAUUUUUUUCUCUCUAACUUUAAUUGUUUUAUUUCUGAACUUAUCCUUUAGACUUUGAUUUUUCUCGAGACUAUCUAAGAGUAUUUAUUUGUUGUUGCUACUGCCAUGAGAACUCCAACGGCAACAAAUCAACAAAAUGAACAAACUGAAACAUCUCAACCUUAUGUCUACUGAACUGGAGAAUAUCUUAAAUGUUGCAAAAAAUAUACUGAGGAAUGUACUUGUGUGGACUUGUAUUAACCUGUGAAUAAUGAUAAUGUUAAACGAUAAAUCAUAUACUGUAUGAUUUCACAAAGGUUCUAUUGUUGUGGUUCUAAAGUGGUUCUUAAUAGGCUGUUGUGUGACUAAUGUGGUCCAAGGCUAUGCAGCCGUGCUGCAAAAAAUAAUGUUCUUUAUGAUGAGUCAUUUCAUCUAGAUUUCAGCCUCAUGAAAAGAUCCGUCUGUGGGAUUUAAAGUACGGUACAUCACUUAGUUGUUAUCAAGGUCUAAAAUGUGACUUGUGUGGGAGUCAAAAAAUCUUUUCCGACUGUGCUUUUUUUUUUUUUCACUUCUUUUUUUGAGGAUCAUUUCAAGGUACAGCGCUAGAUGAAAUGACUCAAUAAGUUAAGGUAUUUUUGGCAAUGUGUGGUGAGGGUGUUUACAGAAGGAGGAAGCAUCAAGGAAACAUUGACAAAACAUUACAGCUACUCAGCGUAUUACUCCUACUUUGCCAUACUUUUGAUUGUAUAUGUAAUAUAAGAAUAAGAGUCAGUGGACAUUUGAUUUUUGCCUUGUCUGUGGUUAAAAGCUAUUAUUAUCAUUACUGUUAUUACAAAUAUAUAUAUCUAUUUUUUUGUAUAUCUUAUUUUCCCAAUGGUAAUCUGUGAAGCUGUUCUGGCUUUGCUGCUUCCCCCUUUGAGAAACUCCUCGGCCACUGUGCAUAUAAUUGAAGCCAAUUAACGCUGUUCUGUGUGUCCCUGCAUGCAUACUUAGCCUUCCUUCGCCUCACAGUGCGGACUGAAGUUGCCUCAUAACAGUGAAUUUUAGCUCGUUUGUUCCAGCCGGUGGCAUUUGUGAGUAUUUAUUUUUAGUUUGUUUUAACCUGCUUCUCGGUCCAGGUUGUUGGGGUUUAACUGCAACAGACCACUGGAGAAACAUGUAACUGAAACGUUUAAACUUCACGAGAGUGUUUUGAUUUACACCGUUUCUUCCCACACAGUUCUCCAAGCAGAUUACAACAAACUCAACUACUUCAUAUAUCUGAAUCUUAAUUGCCCUAGCUACGGCUAAGACAAGUACGAGAAUGUGCCACUGUUUUGACACGGCUAAAAUACUGACGUUUACGAGUUCUAGAGACAAUUUCUACCCAGGUUUUACAGUAAUGAUCCUUUAUGGAAUACACCAGUAUUUGGGGAAAUUCACUUUUUGCUGUAUUACGUCAAGAUGGACAAGAAGAUAUCUUUUUCAUCUUUGUGCACUCAGUAGAGAGGUAGAAAGAGGAAGCUCUGAGAUGCGAUUAGCUUAGCAACAAAUAAAAAAAUAAAACAAACAAACAAACAAACAGAAAAAAACUGAAAUAAUUGGGAAACGUUUUCAAAUUGGUUUUUGGAUUUUCUUUUACUACAGGUGAUAAAAUGUGUGUAUAUAUAUAUAUAUAUAUAUAUAUAUAUAUAUAUAUAUAUAUAUAUACGGUAAAAAAAGAAAAAUGUUUUAUUGGAAGGUACUUUUGAUGAAGAUAGGCUAGCUGAUUCCUUUGCUUUCAGUGCUUUGUCAUAAGCUAAACUAAACAGGUCACGAAGCUAACUUUGUACUGAACGGACAGAGAUGAAUUAUAGAUACUUCUAUCUAGCGCUAACACAGCAAAAAUGUGGAUUAUUGUCAGCAUUAUUUUAAAAGUUUUAAUUGUUAAGAUGUAAUGAAGUAUUGUUUACCAGUCAAGUCUAGACUUGAGUCAGAUAGAAGCUACAAAUGUUUGUAAGCUGUGCGGAGUGCUAAUGGUGGAGUUCGUUCCAUCAUCUAACGGUCGGUAUGAACUAUGAAGAACCACAGAGAAGUAUUUUGUUUUAUACACAACUUGCCUAAAGUUGAUUUUUCAUGAGCAACUCCAACACUAACAUAUCAACAUCAUCACAAAUACACUUUGACCUAGUUCUGGUCAAGAUGGACAAAGUUAUUUGGAGCUUUAAAUUGAACAUUACAACCAAGAGUGAGGCUGUAAACAUGUAAAGGAUCAUUUCUGUGCUUCUUCCCAUUCACUGAAAGGGUUGGUUCUUAAUUUUCUCAGUUAUUUACACGUUUAUGGAACUAACCCGAGCUAACUCUUGAUAGGGCGGAGUUACUGUGAGGCGUUGUAGAUGUUCAGAUCUGGUAGGAUUGUGUUACUGUAUCCAUAGUGUGCCAGCUAUACGCUCUACACCUUAGAGGCUUUAGUAGUGUCGUGCCAAGUUUGUACUGAGUUCAGUGGGUUAUGAGAAAUGUGUGUGUGUGUGUGUAAGGGUGUGAGAAUGCGUGAGCUAAUUUGCGCUUCAGUUGCGAAAGUUGUUGUAUGUCGUACAUUUCAAAGUUUACUGUAUCUUGCCUUGCACUUUACGAAGAAGCAAACUUAAUGGGGGGAAAAAAAGACAUUUUUGUGUAUGUGUGCGUGUGUUUAAGAGUUCGAGUGGUUAAGAGUGAUUUGUUUUUUUAAAUUGAUUUAAUGACACAAUAUUUUAUUUAUGAGAAAUGUAUACGGACAAAAGUGUGUUGAUAAAAUGUAAUAUAUCUAACCAAACAUAAAAGAAUGAUAAAUAUAUUGAGAUGUAUACACAAAUGUUUAUUACAUCAGUGGUUGUACAAUUACUCUCACAGCAGCUUGAGACCUCCCAUUUAACACCGAUGUUCUUAUAUGUGAUUAAUGUGUCAUUCCACUGCCACAGCACUGUCUUUGAAAUGUCUUUCCAAUGUUACACCAAUUGGUAUUGAAAUAGUUUUCUUAAAAAAAAUUUACCAAUGUUAAAGAUAUUCUAACCUUAAGCCAAAGUUCUAGAAAUUCUCCAGUGUUAUUACAGACUAUUAACGAAUCAUUUACACAGAAAAGAUGUCAUGUACAGCCUGUGUUUAUUCAAUAUUUGGGUGAAAUUUUUGUGUAUUACUUUUGAUCUGAUUAGUGUUCGUUGUGCUGUAAAUGAACACAAAGGUGUUUUGGGGAACACACCUUUGUGGAAGCCAUUUUGGGAUGAAAAACUAGUUGCCUAUGUUUAAUGGUCUUUUAACCAAUGAUUUCAUAGUUUGUUUGGUUUGGUUUAUGUCACUUUUUUUGUUUGUGUAAUUUUUUUUUUUCAAGCAGCAAGAAUGGACUGAAACUCUUCCAAGGAGUUUCAGCUGAGUUGAGAAGCUGAGAAGAAAAUUGACAGCUGAGAAAUGAUUCCAAACACUCUACCAUGUUUGUGCAACAGUUUUCCAUAAGUCAACAUUAGUGAAUGCACCCCCCCGAUCUGAACAGCCUAUAUAUCGAGACUGUGUGCGCAAUGCUGGAAGCCAGACUAGAUGUUGCACGACCUUGUACGUUGCGAGGUGUUUUAUUGUGUUAUCGUGUGCAGUGUGUAACAAAGACAAAGUCAGCGCAACCCUUUGGAGAUUAAAUGAAUUAUUGAAGUGUGAA